Messenger RNA from Polychytrium aggregatum, 2754 nucleotides. RefSeq lists its product as uncharacterized. The coding region runs from base 1 to 2754 and encodes 917 amino acids. Lineage: Eukaryota; Fungi; Chytridiomycota; Chytridiomycetes; Polychytriales. The transcript is spliced from 3 exons. The record is from RefSeq and is a predicted model, not a curated record.
AUGUCUGAUGUACAUGCCAUGAUCGAGCCCAGCCACGGCGACCUCGCCGCCAACCCGCUGCUCACCGACCCCAUCAUCAAGCAGCUCCUCCAGAACCGCGGCCCUGCAACCGACGUCACCGAGUCGUUUGAGCACGAGCGCCAGCUCCGAAUGUACAAUAUGCUGCGACAUUCAAAUCACUACAAGCGCGCCCAGGUUGCCGAUGCCAACUUCAAGUGGGCCAACGACCUCAACCAGGCCUUGGACGAUAUGAACAUGAGCGACGUCUCUAUCGCCGAAUUUGACCCGGACCGCUCGGUAGCCUGCAGCGUCACCCCAGUAGAGGAUCCAGCGGACCAUGGCCGCCGUCCCAAGGUCGAGGCUCGCAGUACCGACACUUUGGCUUCGGACAAGGGCACUGCCGGCCCUGCAGGUCUGUUCUGCUCACCAGGCCCACAAGAACCUGCUGAGCGGUCAAACGGACGGCUCUGUCCCGGAGCCUCAGUCGAGAUGCGAGUGCCGCCCCAUAACAAGGGCCGUCGGGUGUCGUUCAGCCAAAAAGUCAAGGCCUACCAAGAAAUCGAGCCCGAAGACAGCCCGAGUACCCUGGCCGCUCUCUGGGCUCUGAGCACAGAGCGGGAGACCAGUCAGUCCAAAUCAUCCAGCCAUCCAGCCUCUCUGCCCACGAUCGGAAUAUCGCCAAAGUCGCCGGUGCUGCUAGCCGUGUCCUCCGAUACGCUGUCGUCUCGCCGUGGCUCGCUCUCUGGAUCGGUGACGAUCGAGACCGAAAUCCCGCUGCGAUGCGACGACGGUCCGAUGCCGUUCAUGAUCCACAACCAUGCACACCCUGCCACGAUCGGUUCUCACGAGGGCUCGCACCGGACCAUUACUGCCGAUGCCGAGGGCCUGAUCCUCAAGCAAUCGACAAGGGCCGGGACAGCACCUCAGGAAGAAACGGACUCUGGCCGGCUAUCGGGCGAGCACGCUGUCGGCCAAAAGAAGGGCCUCAAAGGUCUGGUCACAUCGACCCUCAAGAAGAUAUUCCAUGGGCCAACGCAACAAUACUGCAGUCGGCACUCGGAGGUUGCCGAGGUGAUCCCUGUGAUUGCAGAGGGCCCCAUGGAGAUGUGGUCCUGGGCGAGCCGUGGGAACUGUGGUGCCGAUUCCUCAGCCCAGGAUGCCUGGGCCGCCGCCCUGCAGCAUCUGCGUAUCCAUUCCGAGAGCACCGACUUGCCCACCACUCGGUCGCUUGCCUCGCCGCUGCGGGCCCAAGCAACCUCGAUCAAGCGGGUGUCCAAGUCGCUGAUGUUCAUCCAUCUGCGGAUCGGCGAGGUGCCGCUGGCGGCGAUCGCCAAACGAGCCAACUUUUCCGAUUCGGCCCAGAGCGAGCUCGACCAUAUCCACCGGUACCUGCGGGUGGGCGACUCGAUCGAAUGCGAGGGCCCAUUGGAGUGGGACACCCGCACCGACCCCAAGAAGCUGCUCUUCCGGAUCGAAAGCGUCAAGAUCGUGCAAAAAUGGAACGUCGAGCGGGACGGCGCCUUUCAGAUCGAGAUGGAGCUCCCGCCGGCAGCGUCUCGAUCGGGUCUGUCUGUGAAUCUGCCGCAAGAUGCAGAGCACGGAGUGAUAUCUGAUCCACAGGCCGGAUCACCCCGGGACCCACAAGAUUUGCAGCCGGACCAGCAGCGCCUGGGCGAGCGCGGGCCAUGCAAGUUCUGGAUCAACACCGGCCGGUGCCCCGUCAAGAACUGCAUCUGGAGGCAUGAGGAGGGCGAGGCCCUGCAGCGAUCCAAACGAGCCUACCUACACGAUCGGCUCAAACGGCGACGCAUCGAGCUGCCGGCCUCCCAGAACGACCCCAUCCCUUCGGCUGCCAAGGCCUCGCACCACUCUCGUGCCCAAGUGUUUGCCCGCUGGAUCGUCGAGACCUUUUCUCCGACGACCGAGCUCAAUCUGGGCAUGGGAGUGCUCGACGUUGCGGGCGGUCGCGGCGAUGUCUCGUUCGAGCUUGCGAACGGGUUUGCUGUCCGGAGCACCCUGAUCGAGCCCAGGGCCGUGAUGGCCACCAAGCGACAGAUCCGGGCUCAGAGGAAGCGGGAAGAGGUGCUCCGGACAGAGCAGAUCGCCGGUGCCGAGCACGACGAGCACCACGAGGAUUUGGUGGAUGACGACGGAGCUGGCGAUAACGAUGAUGCCGACGACUCACAGCAUGAAGGCGACCAACGUCAGAUCAGCAGCCCGUCAAGCAACCCACCUCAGCCCAAAAUACAGCGAGAGGCCGCAUGCGAAUAUGGCAACCGCGAUGAUAUUAACAACAGUGGCAACAUCAACAUCAACAACAAUGACGAUAUCAACAUCAACGACAAUGACGGCAUCAACAUCAACAACAAUGACGAUAUCAACAUCAACGACAAUGACGGCAUCAACAACAGCGGCGGUGUCCGCCUCUUCCAACACGUCCAGCAGCGUUUCGACCUUGCUCUGCAAGAUCCACUCCUUGAGGCCCGCCUGCGGAUGUGCUCGAUGCUGGUUGGGAUGCACCCUGACCAGGCCACCGAAGGGAUCGUCGACGCCGCUCUCGCCUGGGGGCGACCGUUUGCUGUGGUGCCCUGCUGCGUCUUUGCCAAGGAGUUUCCAGGCCGGAGGCUCCGCAGCGGAGCGCCCGUCAGCACCGUCGACGAUCUGGUUGCCUAUCUGUGCGAGAAAGCCGAUGGUAUCCAGACGGCCCAUUUGCCGUUCCAUGGUCGCAAUCUGGUGGUUUAUCGGCUGAAGUGA